Molecule: messenger RNA, 1008 nt
Organism: Penicillium odoratum
Lineage: Eukaryota; Fungi; Ascomycota; Eurotiomycetes; Eurotiales; Aspergillaceae
Exons: 2
Coding region: 1-1008 (335 amino acids)
Source: RefSeq, a predicted model, not a curated record
AUGUCCAAGAACCUCCUCCUCUUCGGCGCAACAGGUGCUAUAGGCUCCUUCAUCCUAGAAGCCAUCCUCUCCGCACGCCCCCAAUUCGACCGCGUCGCAAUCUUCACUUCCCCCCGCACAGCCGAAACAAAGGCCUCCCACCUGGAGAAGCUGAAAGCGCAAAACGUCGAGAUUAUAGUUGGUGAUAUCGAAGAUGAAGAUGCCAUUAAAGCUGCAUACACUGGUACCACCCAAUCCAAUUCAAUCCAAUCCAAUCCCACCAUUACCCAUACUUACACUAAUUCCCCAGGAAUCGACACCAUCAUCUCAUCCCUCGGCCGCACAGCUCUAGCCCUCCAAAUCCCCCUGAUCCGCCUCGCAGCAGCAACACCCUCAAUCAAGCUCUUCCUCCCUUCGGAAUACGGCACUGACAUAGCCUACGGCCCGGCCUCUGUGAACGAGAAACCGCAUCAACAAAAACUGAAAGUGCGAGCUGUUCUGGAAGGAAUCCCUCGCGACCAGCUAAGCUAUGCGUAUGUCGUUACUGGACCAUUCGCGGAGAUGUAUCUCCACUUUUCAUCGGAUGUAGAGGGUGGUGGAUGGGAUGUUAAAGGUAGAAAGGCUGUUUUGUUAGGGACUGGUGAGGAGAGGAUUUCUUUGACUACUAUGAAGGAUAGUGUUGGAACUCUUGUUUUAUCUACAUUGCUGCAUGCGUCUCCGGAUAAUGUCAAUCGGGCGUUUUGUGUGAAUUCUUUUACUACGACGCCUGCUUCGAUUCAGAAGGAGUUUGAGCGUCAGGUGGGUGGGACGUGGGAUGUUUCGUUUACAUCACUUGAUCGGUUACGGGAGUUGGAGCGGAAGGCGUGGGAGGAGGGGAAGGGUACGGCGACUGUUUUGACGUUAAGGAGGAUUUGGACUGAGGGAGGUACGCUCUAUGAGGAGAGGGCUAAUGGAGUAAUUGGGGAGCCGAGGGUCAUGGGGUUGGAGGAGGUUGUUGCUAAUGAGAUUAAGAGGGUUGCGUCUCUCUAA